UCGUGCCCCCCCACAUCUCCAUCAAACACCACCGCCCAUCAUUCGCCAGCAAGGAUCAUGACAUCGAGUUUGGCUCUCCGGCCUAUUGGGUCCUGGCCUCGGUCUUACAGCACAUUCACGGUGGAUGGAGGUCAAGCGCUGCCAGGAAAGUCCGUAACCGGCGUUGAGAUGUGACGAUCGACUUCAGGAAUCUCCUCCGAGCUCAAAGGAGGAUCCGAGUAAAUCGUAGCAAGGAUGCCGUAUUACGCGAGUUCCCUAUACGCUACUUAGGAAGGUCCAAUGUCUUGGUGUUGACAACGGACCACGACAGUCGUGCAAAAGCUGCCUCUUCACCGUUCCCUUCGAAACCAUCUUUCGCGGCAUUUUGCACUCUCGACACUACCGACCAGAUGAAAUUGGAGUGAGAAGACUCGUAAAAGAAGACAAGACAUACGGAAGGACCUUCGAUUGACGAAGGUGGAUCCAAGAUGGCCGCAGAGAUGUCGGAAAAAGACUCCCGUGUUGCAGCUCCUGGCGUGGUCACGUCUGACAACCAAGUAUCGGAAAAAGGAGCACUGCCAGAACCAGAACCCAAAAAAUCAUCGGUUAGUGAUACCGCAUCCCAUACCCAUAUCCUCCUGCAUAUCAAGAUUUCCGCUCGGUAGUGUCACGGGAUUCUGAACUGAACAAUCUACAAACAGCCUUUCAUCUUCGUCCGACUGCUCUUCUAUGGCGCAACAUGGAUCGAUGUGGCGCUACUCAUCGUUGGUACCAUCUCUGCCAUUGGUGCCGGUAUCCCUUUUCCUCUGAUGGCCAUUCUGUUCGGUCAAUUGGUAAAUGACUUGAACUCGGCCACCUGUGAAGCCAGUACGGUGGGCAGGUCUUCUGAAUAUGCAGCGGGCAUUAACGAAAAGGUUCUCCUCUUGGUCUACAUAUCCAUCGGAGCAUUUGGAUUGACAUUCCUCUACAUUGUUUCUUGGAAUAUCAGAAGUCAACGUCUUGCCCAACGUCUACGAGAAAACUACUUUCAAAGUCUCCUUCGUCUGGAGCAGUCCUUCUUUGACAAACGCCAUGCUGGAGAAGUAUCCUCACGUCUCAAUGCCGAUAUCCAGGCCGUGCAAUCCGGAACUUGCGAGAAGGUUGGUAUCUUUAUUGCCAGCAUAUCCUUCUUCGCCACGGCGUAUGUCGUUGCUUUCAUCAAGCAAUCAACGCUUGCUGGAAUACUCAUCUCCCUCGUUCCUGCAUUCUUGCUGGUUUCCUAUUUUGGGGGGAAGCUCUUCCAGAGGUUUUCAGCUCGCAUGUCGGAUGCUAUGGCUGCAGCUUCUUCCAUCGCUUCAGAGGCUCUAUCUCACAUUGCGGUCGUGGAGGCUUUUGGCGCUGGCCCACGGCUGGAAAAGAAGUUUGCUAGUGAUAUGACCAUUGCCCGCGAACAGGGAAUCAAAAGAGGAGUGGUCGCUGCAUCUCAGGCUGGAAUGCUUUAUUUCAUUGCGUACUCUGCAAAUGCUUUGGCAUUUUGGCAGGGCAGUACCAUGAUUGCGAAAUUGGUUUCUGGAGGUGAAGGUGGCGAGACUGUAGGGUCGAUUUAUACUGUUGUUUUCAUUUUAGUUGAUGGUAGGUUGAUGGAGAUGCCGGACUCUCGACUCAAACUUGAUAAGCUAAUUUUGUGAUAGCUUGUGUUGUUCUUGGUGCUAUCGCGCCACUCUUACCAUUAUUUGGUGGAGCAGCUAGUGCCUUUCAGAAGCUGAGGAAAGAUAUGGACCACAUCUCACUAAUUGACGGUACCUCGUAUGCUGGAAUAAGCCUUGGACCUGAUAGCCCUGGUACGAUCGAAUUCAGAAACGUCACGUUUGCAUACCCUUCGCGACCAGGCGAACCAGUCCUCAAAAAUCUCAACUUGAGUAUCCCAGCUGGGAAGCAUACAGCAAUCGUUGGGCAAUCUGGUAGUGGAAAAUCGACGAUUGCCGGCUUGAUGGCUCGCCUUCAUGACCCAACCGAAGGAACGGUGACCUUCGACAACCAGGACUUGCGCGACCUUAAAGUCAGAGACUUACGAGGAUUUAUGAGCUUAGUAUCUCAGGAACCGUCCCUUCUCGAUCGUUCGAUUUUGGAAAACAUUGCUCUUGGCUUGGUUAAUUCCCCAAUGCCUUCACAUCAACACCUCAAAGAUGUACUUCUGGGAGCCAAAAUUUCGGAAGUCGCCUCCAGUAUUACUGAAAUUACGAUAAACCAAAAAGAACAUCAAUUCGGUCAGCAAGUCACAGACAUCUUGGAAUUAGUGCGCAAUGCGGCCGAUCUUGCCGACGCCGCUACCUUUAUCAAUAAACUCGAACGUGGCUAUGGAACAAUGGUCGGUACCGGUGGGAAGAUGGUGUCAGGUGGCCAACGGCAGCGAAUCGCAUUGGCUCGUGCCUUGGUUCGCGAUCCUAAAAUCUUGAUUCUAGAUGAAGCAACUGCUUCUCUGGACUCGUCAAGCGAGCAAAGAAUCCAAAAAGCAAUUGACCAGGUUGCCCAAAACAGGACAGUGGUGUCCAUUGCCCACCGCUUAUCGACAAUCAAACACGCUGACAAUAUUGUUGUCUUUAAAGCUGGCGAGAUUGUGGAGCAGGGUACGUACUCUGAGCUUAUGGCCUUGGAAGGUCUUUUUGCUGGUAUGGUUGCUCUCCAAUCGAUCAGCUCAUCCGAACAAGGUGCUGUCAUUUCAGCAUCUAGCACCAUCAAAGGUUCCCUAGAUAUGCCAAUUGAGAAACGCAAAAUUGUCGAUGAAAAGCCCUUGCCAUUAGGAUCAUCCAGUUCGAUCGAGGCAACCAAGGAGAAAAUAGAGAGCACCGAGCCAGAGGAUUCAGGUUUAGAUGGCGAACAAUCUACCAGUGUUGUGUUGAAAGGUAUGGUAUGGUUGAUUCGACCUACACUUCCAUUCCUGGUACUUGCAAUGUUUGCUGCAGUUAUCGUUGGAUGCACAUACACAGCUUCAGGUCUUAUCUUUGGAAACACACUUGGUGCCCUCAGUACAUGUGACAAUACUGCAGAUCAAAUCCGAUCCAAUGGUCGCUAUUUUGGUGGAUUAUUCUUCAUGCUUGCUUGUGUUGAAUUUCUCGCAAACCUCAUAAGUUGGUCCUCUUUUGGGCUUGUCGCCGAGAAAUUAUUAUACAGAGUGAGAGUAUUGUCGUUCAGGUCUCUAUUUGAACAGAGUGUUGAAUGGCAUCAGUCGAGCGAUAGAAGUCCAUCGAUGCUCUUAUCCGUUAUUACCAAGGAUACCGCGGCUCUUGGUGGGUUUACCGGUUCCGUCGCGGGCACGAUCUUUGCAGUUUUUGUCAACUUCCUGGUUGCCAUCAUUACCUCUCAUAUCAUUGCUUGGAAAAUUGCCAUUGUCUGUCUCACAAUGGUUCCCUUCUUACUCGGCGCUGGAAUCAUGCAGUUGCGUACUCUGUCACGAUAUGAAGAGCGCAACGCAGCAUCAUACGCGAAAUCAAUUGGAAUUUCUGUCGAAGCUAUUAACUCUAUCAAAACCAUUGCAACGUUGUCUAUUGAAGACGAGGUUAUGGGUACAUAUACUCGAGUUUUGAAAUCCUCGCGAGAUGAAAUGGUUGCUGCCAGUGUUUACACCAACAUCUGGUUCGCAAUCUCAACGAGCACUGGAUACUUCGUCUAUGCCUUCGCUUACUGGUGGGGUUCACAACUUAUCAUGAGAGGAGAGUACACGCAAGAACAGUUCUUCAUCGUCCUUGUCUCUAUGCUUGUCAGUGCCCAACUCUGGGGACAAAUGUUUUCUCUCGCACCAGAAGUAUCACGCUCCCGAUCCUCCGCAUCCCGAAUCCUCAGUCUUAUCAAGGCCGGCUCAAGCGACCAGAACUCCUCGGCCCCUCUCGAAGUCGAAUCCUCAUCCAAGAACGCCACGGAUUCGGAUAUCGAAGCAACUGCCGAAGCAAUCCCUCAUCCCAUCUCAGGAAAUAACCGCGGAGUCAGUGUUUCUUUUAACAACGUCUCAUUUUCCUACCCCAACCGUCCUGGAAUUCAAGUCCUCCAAGACAUAAAUUUCACCAUCCAGCCCGGGCAAUUCAUCGGACUUGUCGGACCUUCUGGUGCCGGAAAAUCCACUAUGAUCGGUCUUGUUCAACGAAUGUACACUCCCACCCAAGGAAGCGUAACAAUCGACGGCGUAAACGUCCUCACCAAAUCCUUCCGCGACGACAUCGCCGUCGUCCCACAAGACAACGCUCUCUUCAACGCAAGCAUAAAAUUCAACGUCGGUCUCGGCGCACGACCCGGUACCGAAGCAACCGAUGCCGAAAUCGAAGAGGCAUGUAAAUUAGCCAACAUCCACGAUACCAUCAUGUCCCUCCCCAAGGGCUACGAAACCGAGUGCGGACCCAAUGGGUCGCAGCUUUCUGGUGGUCAGAGGCAACGUCUUACCAUCGCCCGAGCACUGGUGCGAAAACCAAGACUGUUGUUGCUGGAUGAGAGUACUAGUGCCUUGGACGCGGAGAGUGAGACGGCCCUGCAGGAGGGACUGGAGAGGGCGGUCAAGGAGAUGGGUGUUACUGUUAUUGCGAUUACGCAUCGUCUGCAUACGGUUCUCAAGGCGGAUGUGAUUUUUGUGGUUGAAGGGGGACAAGUGGUGGAUAAGGGACGCCAUCAGGAGCUUUUGGGGAGGAGUGAGAGUUAUAGGGAUAAUGCGAUGUCGCAGAUGCUUGGGUAGAUGGGUUUUUGGCAUGCGGUGAGGUGGGAUGGAGUGAAUAUUUAAUGCUUUAUAGAAUGGUUUUUUUUCUUUCUUAAAAGGCGUAAUGUUAUGGUCUAAUUUGAAAGGGUUUCAAAAGAAUUGGAAUUAACAGAUUGGUUGUGCUAUGAGUGUAGUAUAUAAACACAUCUUUUCAACUAAUUUUUGUAGCAA
Messenger RNA from Hymenoscyphus albidus, 4867 nucleotides. The record is from the annotation of a GenBank genome assembly. NCBI's taxonomy places the organism in Eukaryota, Fungi, Ascomycota, Leotiomycetes, Helotiales, Helotiaceae.